Messenger RNA from Penicillium salamii, 1137 nucleotides. NCBI's taxonomy places the organism in Eukaryota, Fungi, Ascomycota, Eurotiomycetes, Eurotiales, Aspergillaceae. The record is from the annotation of a GenBank genome assembly.
AUGCCUAGCGUAUCCACAUCUCCUCUCUUGGACACCUCAGACAUCGAGCUUUUGCGGCGAAAGCUGGCUGACGACGUCCGCAUCGAGCGUUAUGUUCCUUUAGCCCCUCCUGCCUUGGUGCAAUACGAGAUUCCACACACCGCCAACAGCCUUCUCACUGUCCUGAAUAGUCGCAUCGAGGCUCGCGACAUCAUCCGUCGAAAUGACGAUCGACUUUUGGUUCUAGUCGGUCCCUGCAGCAUCCACGACCCGGAGUCUGCUAUCGAAUAUGCAUCCCGUCUUCGCCUUCUGGCGGAUGAGCUUCGGGAUGACCUCUGCAUUGUCAUGAGGGCGUACCUAGAGAAGCCUCGCACAACCGUUGGCUGGAAAGGCCUCAUCAACGACCCCGACGUCGACGACACCUUCGACACCAACAAAGGCGUGAGGGUGUCCCGCCAACUCUUGGUCUCGAUUACGGACCUGGGCGUUCCUGUGGCAUGCGAGAUGUUGGAUACGAUAUCGCCUCAAUACACCGCGGAUCUGAUCAGUGUUGGCGCUGUGGGAGCCCGCACAACCGAAUCGCAGCUGCACCGCGAGCUGGCAUCUGGUCUUUCAUUCCCAGUUGGUUUCAAGAAUUCCACAGAUGGCUCCGUCGGUACAGCUGUAGACUCAUUGAAAUCCAUGCGUGGCCGUCAUCACUUCAUGUCCGUCACCAAGCAGGGUGUUAUUGCUACCACAAGCACCAAGGGUAACGAGGAUGGCUACGUCAUCCUACGUGGUGGUUCGCGCGGAACAAACUUCGAUGCUGCAUCGGUUCAAGCCACUCGCGAGCUCCUCCGCUCCAAGAAUGAGCGGGAAGUGCUCAUGAUUGACUGCUCUCAUGGCAACAGCUCGAAGAAUCACCGAAACCAGCCCAAGGUCCUGAAGGUCAUCGAAGAGCAGCUUCGCCAGGGUGAGGAUGCCAUCAUCGGAGUGAUGGUUGAGUCAAACAUCCGCGAGGGUAACCAAAAGCCACCCUCCAAGGGCCUAGAGGGCUGUGAAAAGGGCGUCAGCAUCACUGAUGCAUGCAUUGACUGGGAGACCACGGAGCAGUCCAUGCGUUCCCUGGCCCAUGCUAUCCGAGAUCGCCGCACCCGGGCUUCUACUGGCAAAAACUAA